This is a messenger RNA of Lymnaea stagnalis (great pond snail), 37293 nucleotides long. The record is from the annotation of a GenBank genome assembly. NCBI's taxonomy places the organism in Eukaryota, Metazoa, Mollusca, Gastropoda, Lymnaeidae.
GCAAGCACCCUCGUUUUGGCGUGGAGAGAUCGGCCAUUUUGUUGGCAGAAAAGAGUAUUACAGCUAUAUAAUCAUGAUGUUUGUGUGUGAAGUUUUUAUUGGAUCAAUAUGAAAUGGAUAAGAAAGAAGUUUCAUAUAGUUCAGAUCAUCAUCUUUUCAUCGUGGUCGCCGGAUAGUGCUGCGAUCACGAAGUAUAACAUUUGGUUGCAAUAGUUUUGAGCCAAUCUUUGCCCUAGCGACCCGUUUCCGGGCUUGAUCGACUAGUGACAACAAAUCCACUGUCUUCCAAAAUUUAACUUCUCUAUCGGGCUAGCUCUAUAGAAUUUUUUUAUAAGUUUUGAAGCUACUGCAGGAGAUAUAGUUUACGUAUGAUACACGUUAACACUUUCCCCAACCUGUAGAGCUAGCUGACUUUAACUAUUCAAGAUGUCUGCAAAUGCAAGAGUACCACCAGCUCCACUUCACACAGUUCAUGAGUCAGUGGUGACUGAUCGUUCCGAUCGGCAUGUCAGUUCCUUAAAAACGAAAGAGGUAAAGUCAAUAUUACUUAUAGGGCUAACCUUUGCAUAUUAAAUAUUUUACUACAUCCAUGUUCCCUCAAUAGAAAGUUAAGUCUGCUUAUAUCUUUUUAAAAUUUUACUUUUAUUUUAAUUUGAGACCUAGGCUAAUUCAUUGCUUUAUAAAAAAAUCAUAACAGUAAUAGUCAUAAAGAUUAUUCUGUAGUGUAGCAGUGAUUAAGGCAUGCCCUACACUACAGUUUCAAUGACUACAGUCUUAGUAUGCAGUUCAAAUUUAGAAAUUAGCUUUAGGAAGUUUAGACAAAUAAAAUUUUACACUAAAUUUUAUUUGAAAAAAGCAGUUGACUUAUACUUAUACCUAUACCUAUAACUAUAAUGGGUUAGGGCAAUAAUAAAUAAGAAAGGACUAAAAGUUCACUAAGCAUAAGCUUAAUAUAAAAAAAAAUCUAAUGACAAUACUUAACUCUUUCGCUGCUGAAUUUUUUUAAUGACAAAAUUAUGCACAUAUUUUUUUCCAAAGGCAAAAAGAGUGAGAGAUUGGGUUUAUUUAAAAAAUAUUUUAAAAAUUUUGUGGUUUAUAAGAAGGCUAAAUUGGGUAUCAAAUGAAACAUAAUUGCAUGGGCUAAUAGUAUAUGUUUAUAAACUUAUUUAUUCAUUUAUCUAAAAUAAGUAACCGAAAAGUAACUUAAAAUGUGAAAACAUGAAAUGCAAAACUAUUUUUUACCCUAACCCUUUGAUGUAGGCAUACAUCAUCUUCACUGGUAUAACUCAAAUCAUCUGAAAACUACUACUGUGGAAUCAUGUGAUGGAUCUAAAUCAUCUUCACUAUCAAUAGAAAUAUUAUGAAUCAUUUCUAAAGCUUGCUGAGCUGUUAAUGUUUAUGAAACUCACUCACCCCACUAGGCCCUGGUGUAGCCAUAGCCUCAGUAUUGAUAACCCAAAAAAAUACUACUUCAAAUAACAAAUAAACCUUGCUUUCACUCAUAAACAAUGUAAAAGUAUUAUUUUAAAAAAUUCAGCUACUUGGAGAGGGAAACCAAAAUUAGGAACAAAAUGUUUAAUUUUAAUGGAAUAUGUUUUGAGAAAUAUUUUCAUUCCUAAAUUCUACUGCUCUGCCUAAUCUGAAUGCCAAGUCAGUAUCCCUAACUCAAGUAUAAAUAAACCCCCCCCCCCAAUCAUUUAGCUCUUUUAAAAAAAAAAUUCAACUUAGUUUCAAAGAAUCAACUUUUAAACACUUUAUUGCAGGUUCCACCAAAAAUAAAAUCUAAAUUUCCUAAAUUCUACUGCUCUGCCUAAUCUGAAUGCCAAGUCAGUAUCCCUAACCCAAGUAUAAAUAUACCCCCCCCCCCCAAUCAUUUAGCUCUUUUAAAAAAAAAAUUCAACUUAGUUUCAAAGAAUCAACUUUUAAACACUUUAUUGCAGGUUCCACCAAAAAUAAAAUCUAAAAGUAAUCAGAAAAGUCUAAACCCAUUUUUCCAAAUGCUGGAAAACUUUGCCUCAUUUUAAAUAUUAUAAUUAACCACCAAUUUAAAUAUUGAUUCAAAACAUUCCAUCGGCGAUCGGCAUAUUAAUAUUUAAAAAAAAUAAAAGUUUACUCUAGUAACAAUCCAACAAUUUACAAAAGGGAGAGAAUUUAUAAAGAAACUCAAAGAGGAUGGCUGUACUAAAUACAACCUGCACAAUGUAUCAAGUAAAUCUACUAAAAGUUUUUGUGAUAAGCCUACCAAUAUCUGUUCUCUACUCUAUGCUACACCUAGCUUCAGUGCAUUCUAGUCUAAAUUUUAAUUGGUCUCAUUUGCCUCGCCACUUUAGCAGUAUAUAUGUUAUAUAAUGUAGCAUGUCAUUCAGCACAAAUAAUCAUAAACUUGAUUAAAUUUACUUAGAGCCUACUUUUUAGGCUACUUUAAUUAACUAAACAGAUUUUGCACAUCAAAGCCUAAAAUUAAAAUAAUAAUUAAUCAAUACAUUGCCAAGUCUUACAAUAAGCAGCAUUAAAUGGCUUCUCAUAUGAGCUUUGGAUCCAGUAGCUUUCUAAUUUUGGUAGGAUAAGUAGGUUAUGAUUUUUUUAACUGGCAAGACUAAGGAUAUAUUUUUUAAAAUUUGAACUCAGGGUUGACUUCCUCCCCAAGAACAGCUAACUCAAUAACAAAUGGACUAUCAAGUCUAUUUUACCUGGCUAUUUCACCAUUGUAGUGGCCAAAUGAAUGUGGUGGAAUGGUACCAUACUUAAUUUUUGUUGAGCAAAGCAUAUAGUCAUUAGAGAUUCAAAUUUUAAUGACAAUCAUUUAAGUUGCUUCAUUAAAAUAUUGAAAUUGUUUUUCACAACAGAACACAGAUGAAAACACCACUACACCAUCUACAAGGGCACCACCCUCUAGAUCUAGGGCAAAUGAUGAACCUCACAUAGGAAAAUACCGCCUAAUCAAGACAAUUGGAAAAGGAAAUUUUGCGAAGGUGAAACUGGCAAAACAUGUUCCAACAGGAAGAGAGGUAACUUAAACUCAGCCAUUGCCAUUUAAUCAUUAAUGAUGGAUCUUAUUGACUUUUUCUAUUUUGGUCCUUAUUCAAGGUUCCCAUACAGCCGGAAAACAGGAAAUAGUCGGGAAUUCGUUGAAUAAUUUUCCCGGUCGCGUAAACCAGGAAAAUGAGCUUUAUUAGUAAGGAAAUUUUCCGACUAGUCGAUAAUUUUUAAUGUAAAAAAUAAUAAUACAUUUGGAUUCCAUGAAAAUCAGCAGUUAUCACCGAUCUCGUCUAUUUUUAGUCUUUCAAAGGCUAGCGGUUUCCCCUUAACUGCGCAUGCUUUUUGAUCGAAACUCAUACCGUACUACGUUUUUGAUAGACCAGAAAUAUUUAUUUUCUGUUCAGUUCGCCGAUCAAGAGAUGUUUGGGUAAGUAAAGUGUAAAAUAUAAUUAAUAAUUAUUUGAAACUAGUUUUUAAUUGUGAGGUAGCCGUUAUAAAUAGAAAACCACUCGCACUGUCUAAAAUGUCUAAGCUUAGCGUACUUUAUGUCUUAGUAAGUCUUAGUCUAAAUAAGUUGAUUUUUUAGGGUAUUAUUCGGUGUAAAUUAAAAAUAACACCGCCUAUGCCUAAUUCGAAUUAGCAAUUCAAUAAUAGUAAUAAAAGAAGCUUUUGGUAUUAGUGGUAGUUCUACCCCAUGACCACAGUAGAGGAAUUUGAUUUUUAAAUGUAUGCCUUCAUUAAUUUAUCUACAACAAAAACAUAUCCAUGUAUUUUUUUUUUUAUUAAAGCUAGGCCUUCUAAAUUUAAAUAGUGAUUUUGUGAUAUUAUUUUCGUACUAGUUUACUUUACGGCUGACUCCAAACUUCAUUUAAAAGUUAUUAAAACUAGUUGAUUUUUUACACCCAUUCAGUGAGCCAGACAUAACUGUAUACAUUUAGUCUUUAUUUAUAGUUAUGCACCCCUGUACUUUUCACUUCACGGUAUUAUUACUUUUAUUACCUAGGCACAUUUGCGUAGGUCAAGGGUUGUUGUUUUGUUGUUUUUUUUUUGGGGGGGGGGGGGGGGUUUAACUUUGGGGGACCAAAGGCCUGCGGAAAAUCCUGAGACUAUGUCGUUUCGUAUGUGAUAUGCCUAUCUUAGUAUCUCUUCUAACUGUAUUACCGUACCUGUUUUUUGUUUUUAUUUAUAUUUAUGCCCCCCUGUACUUUUCACUUCACGGUAUUAUUAUUUUUAUUUCCUUGGCACAUUUGCGUAGGUCAAGGGUUGUUGUUUUGUUGUUUUUUUUUUGGGGGGGGGUGGGGUUUAACUUUGGGAGACCAAAGGCCUGCGGAAAAUCCUGAGACUAUGUCGUUUCGUAUGUGAUAUGCCUAUCUUAGUAUCUCUUCUAACUGUAUUACCGUACCUGUAGUUUAGUAUGGUUAUAAUAUAGUCUUUAUGAUGUAUGCCUUACCAUAAAUUAUAAACCUAAUAUGAUAAUAUAUUUUAUUUUGUUUCACUGUUCAGGAUCUAGGCUCAAUAAAAUAAUGCCCAACAGUUCCUUAAAAGGCUGAUGGUUAGACAGCAAUCAUGAUGAUUAUGAUUAAACAAGUCAUCACUGCUAUACUAUGCUGAAAAUAUUGAUAUCAAGUAAUCUAGGGGAAAAUUUUUACAAAUUUCAAUCAUCUGAUGAGACUUCAUCUAUCUAGUUCAACUUCAGCUUAUCACUUCUGAAACUUUUCAGUCAAGAUCCCAGUUUAUGUGUCAAAAUAUGAAACCCUGCGUGGAGAGAUUUUAUAGACACUAAAGUGUGUUAACUCUAACUAUCCAUUUUCAUGGCAGGAAGAAAACAUAAACUCCAAAUAAGAAAAGAUGCUUUCAACUUGUGGUAGCUAUACAUAUGUUCUAAAAUGCCCUAAAGAACAAAUUGCAGAAGUUUCCCUUUCACUUUUAAAGUAAACAUCAACAAUUUUGCAAGUCUAAUUAAAUUGAACACUUGCAAUUGCUAGGAAAUUAAAUAAAUAUUUACAUGUAUACACCUUCAUUGCUUAAUUUUGUUAAUUUGUGAUUUAUUUUUAAUGUUGCUUUAUAUGACAAUUUCAUGGUUGUUUUUAUAUUAUCAACAAAAAUGCUGCGUUGCGUUUGUCAGGUAUUUUUUUGCUUUCAGUUGGGAAAAGUAGGGAAUUAUGUUUUUAAAAAAGAGUUGGAACCAUGCUUAUGAUAUGCAUAUUUAAAAGCCCUAUGUUAGAUUAUUCUUUUUAAAAGAGCCUAUCUGUAACUGUGCCAACCCCUUUUUUUGCAUGCAAUUGCCUCGUUAAAGUUACAUUCUUAUUAACAUAACAAGUACAUUCUUUUUGGCAUGUCCUUACCUGUAGUACAAACUGUAACAAUGUUGUAGCUCAUAUGAUGACUGCAAUUAUACCAUGUUAUCUCUGCAUAAUAAAUAUUUGAAAUUUCUUUUAAAAUUCUCAUUUUUCAUUCAUUUUGGGAUAUAUUUCUUUUUUAACAGGUAGCAAUAAAGAUUAUAGACAAAACACAGUUAAAUCCCUCAAGUUUACAAAAGGUACUUAUUUUUGUUACAUGAAACAGGUUAAAAUUUACUUGGUUAUUUUUUUUUUAAAAUUAUGGAAUAAUAUGAUUAGGCCUUAAAUAAAAAAAAAUUAUUAAUUCUUUCUGAUUUUUUCUUAGAUGUUUCAUUGUAUGUUCCUUUAAAUUCUCUAUUUACAAAGAUAAGUUGUAUUAAAUCUUUUUGUUCCUCAGCUCUUUCGUGAAGUGAGAAUUAUGAAGCUGCUGGACCAUCCCAAUAUAGGUUAGUUUCAAUUUCUGCUUUAAAUAGUAAACAUUUUAAUAAUUGAUGCUGUUUUACUUAUUCCAGCCUUUUUUUUCCCCAAUAAAAUAGUCAAUUUUAUUUUUAAAAAUGAUUAAAUCUAAUUUUGUCGGAGAUAAUGUAUUUAGUAAGUAGUAUAAGAUAUUUCUUUCUGUCUUAAUAAUCCCAUUAAAAUGUAUUGUAUGCAUUAAAGGUUUUCAAUCCUCAUGGCAUUUUUCUUUAAAAAAUUAGUUCAAAUUCUAAGAAUUAAACCUUAUGAAGAUUUAAAAAUAAAACUUAAAUGUAACUAUGGUAAAAGUAAAGGAAAAACAUUUGUUAUAACACUGAUGACUAAUAAUUCUCUCAAUGUUUUUAAUAUUAUACUUAAAUAGUAAUUCUAAGUUAGUUAGUUUUUUGACAUUUAUGGAGCUUACAUUUCUGAUCAAAUGUUCAAAAUCAAAUAAAGCUAGGUUUAUCUCAGGUGGGUUAAUGGACAGAGAAAUACGAUUGGCUUGGGACCAUCUAUAAUGAUGUUACUUAUGCACUGAGAGAUGAAAGAGGGUGGUGUUGACUUGGAAGGUUACUGGUGUGCAUGGGAGGGGUAAAGGAGGUGUCUAAAUAUUUUUAACGGCUAACACCGUCACUUGUGAUAAUGAUCUUGAUAACUUCUGGCUUAUUCACACUAGAGACACCUAUAACAAGUAUUCUCUUAAUGAACUUAUUUCUUGAUUCAGUUAGCGACUUGUUUCAUUUUUGGCAUAAACGCAUUUGAAAUAUACGUGACUCACAUUUUUUGUGACAGAACGCGCCAUUUCGGUGUACCUGGCCCUUUUUUGACUGAUUUUUAAAAAAUUAAGUGUAGAAUGAUACCAAACUAUAUUCAGGUAUAUGCAGAAGUGCAUCCCUGCAUUUGAAUUUAUAAAAAUUCUCGGAAAGGGGUUCAGCCUCCUCCCUGAACCCCACCCCUACUUUUGCUUGGGUGACUUUGGCUGGCAUCCUCCAUUUUUGCUUCCCCACUGCAUCUUUGUCUAUCAAAGUUGAAAAUGACUGGCACCUUUUAUUUACAAUAAUGCAAUGUAUAUUAAUCUACAUCAGUUACCUGACUUUGGCAUUAAUGCAUUGUUUGAUUUUUAGAUGGUAAAUUACUAUUCUGAAACUAUAUUGUACUAUUUUGGGAUUUCCAUUUUAGCCAGGUCUGAAUUAGCUUGUAUUAUUGCUUGCUACAGAAUUUAAAAAAAAAGAAAGAUAUAAAUAUUACUGAUGUAAUGUCGUGGUCCACUUAAGGAACAAAAAAACAAAUAAAUUUUUUCACAAUUGUUUUUAACAGGAAGGGGUGGGGGUCCAUUUUGUAUUUUUGAAUAUAAAAGAAAUAUCAUUUCAAAAAAAUGUCUUGAUGAAUAGUAUUUAUACAUUUUUAAAUAUGUUUUAUACUUUGUCUUUCAGUAAAACUUUUUGAAGUUAUUGAAACAGAAAAGACUCUUUACCUUGUUAUGGAAUAUGCAAGUGGUGGUAGGUAGUAUUUUGUGCAAUGUUCUCAUACUUAUUUCUAUCUAUUUGUGGUUUUUUGUGUGUUUUUUUUAAAAUCAAAGAUGGGGCUUAGUUAUAAGUUUUCAAUAACAAAUAUGUGGGAUUACUUCAGGUGAGGUGUUUGAUUACUUGGUAGCUCAUGGACGAAUGAAAGAAAAAGAAGCAAGGGCAAAGUUCCGACAGGUAAAUAUAUUAAUAUAAUUUUAUUUUUGUUUGUAUUAACAGAAAAGUAGUUUAAAUGAUUUUUUUUACCUUUUGCGGUAAACUAAGGUAUUUGUCUCCCAUUAUAAUGAAUUAAACAUUGGCAUCUCAUAUUUGUUUUAGCCAUUAAAUUGUUAAAAAUAUUAUUUUUUAAUGACACAUUAUUAUUAACUUGUUUGAAUUCUUCCACACAGAUUGUUUCUUCUGUACAGUACUGUCACCAAAAACACAUAGUGCAUAGAGAUUUAAAGGUAAAGAAUUAUGGAUAUUAUUUUUCUUGAUAUGACAGUGCUCAGUGCAUGUGUUUAAAUUGUUAUGGUUAUGGUAAGGCUCUUUAUGUGCUUAAAAUAUAUUAAUCAAAAGUAAUUUUCAUUUAUUUGGAUCAAUUAAAAUAUUUAUCUUACAGACAGAGCUAAAUAACAAUAUUCCAAGAGUUAUGGUUAGGGUCUUAAAUAAUAAUAACUAAGUGACACAACAUCAAUCACUAACACAUUAUCCUGAGCGGCUAUUGAAAAAACAAUUUUUUGACUUCUUCCUUUCACCUCUGGUUUAAAAAUACUGAAUUGUUUUUAAUAUUGAUUUUAUUUUAAUAAUCUUACAUUUUUGUAGACUGCUCCUUUAUCUUCCACCCCUUUAAAUACAGGCAGAGAAUCUUUUGUUAGACAGUGAUAUGAACAUCAAAAUUGCAGAUUAUGGUUUCAGCAACGAGUUUACACCAGGCAACAAGUUAGAUACAUUUUGUGGGAGCCCACCAUAUGCAGCUCCUGAACUUUUUCAAGGUGGGACAAUUUAUUAAUUUUUUAAAACUUGAAAAAAAAAUGUUACGUUUAAGUCUUUUAACCAUGCGAAUAGUAUAAUUUGAAGAUAUAAACUUCCCUAAAAUUCACAAGUGUUUCUGUUGUCAUAAUAAUCACAUAAUGACCUCAAAAGUGUUUCUGUUGUCAUAACAACCACAAGUUUAACCCCUUGAUCCAGAUUUUUAUGUCUAUUAAAUACAGUCUAUGUCUAGCCUGAAAAAUAAUUUAGAUUAACUGUCUGUACAUGAGAAUACUUAGGUCAUGUCCUACCAUGUGACUUGUAAGUUUCUGUCCUGGCUGCACCCUUAAGCUUAUUUGUUAUUUUUUAAAAUAAUAAUAUGUGUAAUUAAAGUUCUAUCCAUAGCUAAAGGUUUUUUUUAAUGAAAAUUGUUAUACAAUCCUACAAUGAUUUUAAAACAAUUUUUCUUCUUUUUAUAAUUUUUUAAAGUGUAGUGGACUACUAGCAGGCAAAUUUAGAUUGAAUUAAUAAAAUAUAUUAUAAAAUUUGUUUAUUUUUAUGUCUGUUGGUGUUAAUUUUGCUCAUGAGCCCAGGGGGAUGGGAUUUAAAGCCAAGUUGUUUUUUGGGCUAAGAUACAAAUGGUUAAAUGAGGUUUUAACAUUGAGCAAAUAGUGUUUUAUGCCCUGAAAAAUAAGUAUAUAAAUUUAAUUGCUUAUCUAAAAGAAAGGAAGUAUUCAUUUAAUUUUUAUGUUUUGCACUUCAUAUAUGCCCUUCAUUUUUUCCAGGCAAAAAAUAUGAUGGUCCAGAAGUGGAUGUAUGGAGCUUAGGUGUGAUAUUGUAUACACUUGUCAGUGGAUCUCUUCCAUUUGAUGGCCAAAACCUUAAGGUACAGCUUGUUUGGGAUUUACAAACCAUAUCAGUGCAUUAAAAAUAAAAGUAAUGUAAUGUAGCAUUUUUCUCAGCUGUAUAAAAUCUGUAAAUGUAGGAAUAACUUUUCUAAAAAUGGGGGGUGGUUUGCUGCGUGCAUGUGUGUUUGGGAAUGGAAUGUGCCGUGUGUGUGUGUCUUUUUUUUUUUACUAUACAACCUUAUGCUAUUUAUUGUAGGAGCUAAGAGAAAGAGUUCUAAGAGGCAAAUACAGAAUACCCUUCUACAUGUCAACUGACUGUGAAAACCUUUUAAAGAAGUUCCUUGUUUUAAAUCCAUUAAAACGGGCAAGCCUAGAGGUAAGAAUGUUAUCUAGUAGUUUUUUCAUAUGUAUCCUAUUAAUUCUGCUACCUUGGAUUGAUAAUAUAUUUUAUAUUUAAAAUCUUCCAUUACAGCCAGAGAUGCCUUAAGAAUUCUUAUUUUUAGAAAGGAAUAAAACUUGUGUAAACUUUUACAACUUUUCUUUUCUAAUGGUUUUGAUUCCCCCUUUUUUAAAACCCAUGAAAAUUUUUUAUUUCAAAAUUGUAUUUUCAAUUGUUAAACAUAAAAUAACGUUUGGAAAGUGAAAAAAAUCUGAUGAUUCUGUAAAUUAACCCUUACAGGGCAGACGUUCAUCUUUUUGCUAGCUGUGAACGGGCAACAUUUUUCCGGUUUUUAGUAAGAUUUAGGGUUAUGUUAGUAAAACAUCAAAUCUAAGGUGUUUGUAAACAAAUUUUUGUGAAAUAAAAAACAAAAUAAAGGAAAAUGAAUGCAGAUUUAUUAUUUUACUCACAUGUUGCCAUUAAUCCACCCAUUAACACAGAUAUUUGCAAAAUACAACAUAUUGUUUGUGAUUGCCAGUCAUCUAUUUACUAUUUACAUAAACUGUCACAAAAUCGAAGUGUGGGCACUUAAACACUGCUUACGCUGAUAUCACCAAUAAUAUAAUAUCUAGUUCUGAUAUAUAUAGUCAAUUUCGUGCAAAAUCUCCACUAUCACUUGAGGAAAUGUCAAAAUCCAUUUUGAAAAACCCUGAAAACUACAAAAAAAAAUCCUAUCAAAUACUUGUAACUGGCGCCCACACAAUCAAGCUAUCGGCAAAACGGGUUGUAAACUAUUGGUGAGUCUUGCAAAGUCUCGGAGAUUGCCUAUUUACAACUCUUAGUUGCCCUUUAAGUGGUAAAGACGUUUUUGGCCGCUCUGCCUUGUAAAGGGUUAAUGUACAUUAUAGAAGGAUUCAUGAUGAGAAAAUAAUUAUUCCUAUAUUAAAGUAAAAAAUGUAGUGGUGGAAUGUUACAAAAUUCACAACUAUUUAUAUAUGUAGUUGUUAUUAGUCUACCUGUCUUCUGAAAACCUACUUUAAAAAAUAUUUCUAUUUACACAUUUUUUUUUUUUUUUUAAAUUAGUAUCGAUAUUAUUGUUUUGAAAAAUAUUUUUGUGACCAGUGGGCAUUAGAAAUGCUCUGCUUUUUAAUAUGCUUUGUUAAAUGAAUUAUUUAGACUCUGUAAGGCACCUCUGGACAUGUUUUGAUAUAUCUGAAGUUAAAAGCAAAACUGAAAGAAAUUAUUAUUAUGUUAUAUCCAGGGACUGAGAUGUAUGAUUUUAAUUUUGAAUUAACCUGAAGGUUCCAGCAUAUGACAGCUGCUGUCCUACACUUAACUAUCUUAACUAUACCAUACUUACCAGAUUUUCUCUCAUUCUUAUAUUGCGGCUGUUUUUUAUAUUCUUAUGAAUAAUUAUGUUUCCUUGCUUUUUUUUAUUUUAGAGGAAAAAUCAGCUCAAAAAAAUUAAAAAGAAAUAAUCUUUAAUUCUACUGAUCAAAUACAGCUGACAUAUUUUUGUAUCAGAAGAUACAAAAUAUAGAGAGCAAUUUUAAUAAGGUUUAUUAAUAAUUGAAUUUGUGCACCAUGAUUUUGUAUAUUUUACUUGACACUUUAAAAAAAAACAUUUGUUUAUUAUACCUUUAUUAUUCUAAAAACAUGAAUUGAAUUUUUUGCAAAUUCAUGCUUGUUAACUAACCUUCCUAAGCAGUUUUAUGUUAAUAUAUGAUUUAUUUUGUUUUAAAACAGUUAAAAGAAGACCUGAGAUUAAUAAUUUGUGAUUGCUAAUUAUUGCUUUACAAAUAGUGAAGUCUUUUGUCUGCUGAUGCUCUUCUUCCCUUAUAUUGUAACUUCAGACCAUAAUGAAGGACAAGUGGAUGAAUAUAGGUUAUGAAGAAGAUGAACUUAAACCAUUUGUAGAGCCCCCGCCUGACAUAAAUGAACCAAUGAGGAUAGGUAAUGAUGUUGGCAAACCUGCCACCACACAGCCCUUGCGCUCUUGCUUCAUCCUUUUGAGCGCUGACUUGUUUUAUAAACAAUUUUUUGAAAAUCUUCUGUUGCAUAGUCCGUCUACCACUGGAUGUCUCCAUGUACCUUAACACCUUUUACUCAAUCUUUGUCAUGUGUUUGUUAUGUAAGGAGGGCCGUUUGCAUGGUGCAUGCUAGGGUGUGUAAACCUAAGACUGCCACUGUACUGUUAGUUAAUACAUGGAUUUGGCUGGUCUCAUUAAUUUUUGAAAAUCAAUAAAGUAAGUUCUUGACCAGACAGGGGCAAUCUUUACAUGUUUGCUCUUACUCACCCUAUUUCCUUCAUUUCAGUUGUGCCCACAGGUUAGAUGUAGAAGGGCCCUCCUUAAUUUUUUUUUUUUCACCUGGAAAUGUUACCAUGUUUUUCUCAGAAUAUGUUUAUUUUAUUGCUCAGACAAUAAUGAAAGACCGCUGGAUCAAUAUGGGUUAUGAAGAUAGAGAAUUAAAGCCAUUCAAAGAGCCGUCGAAAGACGAACUAGACUUGCAUCGGAUAGGUAAUUGUUGUGUGACAUUCCUUCGCUUGAGAUUUCCUACAAUUUCUCCUUGCUCACUUUGGUAAUGAAAGAGCAUACCAGUGCAGUUAUUUAUCAUCAUUAUACUUUCGUCAUUAGAUGAUAAUGACAGGAACAUCUAUUAAAAUCAUACCAUGUAGUUGACAUAGUGAUCAAUUGAAAAUGUGUGUAAGCAGAUCUGCGGUCACUGUAAAGGUUGCACCCUAGUCUUCAACUCAUAUUUACUUUCUAGAUGUAGAUGAACACUAAAUGCUUGUAAACUUAACACCUGCUUUAAGCAUGUACAGAGUUGUCCAUACUUUAGUUGUUGUUAUUGCUCUUCACUUUAAGUGGUAGUUCAGUUGGUUAAAGUUUUACAGGGUUUUAUACUAAUUUUUGCUAUACACCCUUUUUUUAAAAUUUCAAUUUUCUGUUAUUUUGCAAAUAUUCCGUGAGUCCACCAAAUCAAAUAAAUUAAGUCUCUUAACAUUAAAAUCAAAAUAUAAAAAUUAACUUCUACUAAGAGAAAUAAGUUGCAUGUUAAACAGGCUUCUAUAAUUCAAAUAAAUAUUUUUUGUGCCCCUGGACAUUUUCAGAUAAUAAUUUCCAAAAUUUUUAGCAUUAAAUAGUUUGAUUUUUUAAAAUUAAAAUUAUUUAAAAUGUGCAUGUGGCAUGUCUGAUAUUUCAAGAACGCUAGAUGUUUUGUGUGUGUUUGACAUUUUAAACAACUCUUUUAUGUCAAUAUGAAGUUUUAACUGCAGUAAAAAUAAUUUCACUCAAUAGAUUUUUUAAAGAAAAGAAGCAUUUCUCAUAUAAAAGAUUCAAGUAUUGCUUAAUGCACUUUUUUUUCCACGCUUUAAAAAAAUGGGUUUAUAGUUACCGGUAACUGCAAUUAUUUUUUUUUCUGAAUCUCUAGUUUUACCUUUCUUUCAACAAAUGCUGCUAUCACUAUUCAUAUUUUAACACAUUUGAUUUUCUUAAUACAUACCCUAUCCUGCUGAACUUAAUUUGCACCUUUAAGUCAAUAUUAAUUUGUUCAAUUGUACAAUUAAAGCAAUUGAUAAUCAAGGUUAGUAACUAUCUUUCCAAGCACCUAGUGAAAUAAAGGGCUGUGUUGGUGAAUAUUUUUUUUACAUUUUCCUUGUAAUUUUGUUUUAUUUAUGUGAAUACAAUCAACUGAGAUAAAAUUAAGUUACAUAGUGUCAGGAAUAAUAAAUAAUCCAGCAUUAAAAAAAAUAAACUAAAGAUUUAAGUAAUGUUGGGUAAAUUUUAAUUCUUCAUAGCCAAAAUUAUGACUGCUUUUUUUUUUCCAGACCUUAUGUGCAACAUGGGAUAUGGUCGUAAGGAUAUUGAGGAAUCAUUAAAAAUGCAAAAGUACGAUGAUAUCCAUGCCACUUACCUUUUGUUGGGAAGACGAACAACAGACGUAAGUACUUUAGUAAGUGUCAUACUUUUUUGCUUAAUGUUUUCAUGGUUUAAGUGCCAUCUCAAAAGUUAUCUUUUUGUCAGAUAAAGAUAAUUUUAAAUAUCAUUUUAAGUUUUAGUGUUAUUGAUCUUGCGUAAAGUUUUCAUCAUAUUUUUAUAUAUACAUUAUUUCAGAGAAUGAUUUUAUUGGAUUUCCAUUUGGAUUUUUGAGAUGAUAAAAAUAUAUCUUAGAAAAUCAUUCUUCGUAGAAUGCUUAAUAUUGAAAACAUCUUAACCCUUGUUUUAUAACUCAAAAUUGUUUCCAGUGGUAACAUGCCUUUGAAGGGGAAGGAUAAAACUUUAAAUUGCUUCUUAGUGGUUAAUAAAUAAAUUUGAUUUUCUAAAAUACGAAUUGUUUCAUAUCAUCUUUGUUGUCUAAAAAUUUCUGAUGGUAUCCUAUUGUUUCAAUAGAAUCCAUAAAAGAAAAAUGAUUAAAAUAGUUGCUAACCUUAACAGAUACCUAAUCUGCUCAAUCUCAUACUAACAAAAUCACAUAAUUUUCAUCAUGGGCUUUAAUAACUGCUUUGCUCUCGAAUAAUAAUAAAAUUAAUAAUAAAAUGUUAAAACUUUAAAAAUUUAUUCAAUUUUUUAAAAUAUUUUCAUGUAUUAAGGCUUUUUAAAAUUUGCCAAUUAUUUAAUAAUCAUGAGCUUCAAAUGAUUAAUUUAAAUCAAUGUUUUGCUGAAAUUUCAACAAAGAUCAACUUACUCUGCUUUUCCCAGUCCCUAACUUUCAAUAAUUUGCUAACGAUUGCUAAACCAACAUAUCAUAUCUGAGCUUUUAAAGAUAAGGAAAAAGUAAGUAUUUUAUGGCAAAGACGAUAGCUUAUUCCACCUAAAUCAAUUCAGUAAUCGCCCAGUAAAAAAAUGGCUAUCUACUGAUUAGUGUAAUCAUAAGUUAUUAUUUUUUUUUUAAAAUCCUUUAUAUUAACUGCGCUUUUGUUUCAUGUGUGUUUCUUUCUGGGUGUGUGGCAAACUCUUCAGACAGCUAAUUGACUCAUUUCCCGUUAUCCUAUCUAGCUGAAACUUGGCACAUAGAGACUCACAUCCUGUCAAGUUUCAGCCCAACCACCAAAAAUAAGUUUUUCCCAUUUUUCAUGGGGGAGAUGAAAUAAAUUGAUUUCAUGCAAUAAAAUUCCAAAUGAGAUUAUUAAAAAUAUUGCAAGUGCGUUUGGGGCAAUAGUCUGUGUAAUAAAUCUGCCGUGUAAAAGAGGGUGGGACAUAGUUAUUUGUAGCUCAGCCGGUGUGAAAUAUGGGGGGGGGGGGGGGGGGGGGUGGACUUAUUGCGAUUCUUAAAAAAUGCGUUAUUUGAAUGCAUGUUUUGUCAAAUUUUCAGCCCCAACUCCCAAAUAAUUAUAUUUACCUUGCCCUUGUUCGAAUAAAAAAUGCAUCUAAAGGAUUUAUACGGAAAACUUUGUUUUUUUAAGGGUUGUAAAAUUAAACUCCACAUUAUAAUUUUAAAGGAUUAAAGUAAAGAAGUUUUUUUACACCAACAUUUUAUUAAAUAACUUUAACAAAAGUUUUAUGGUAAGAGAUUAUUAAUUUGGUAGAUAAGCAAUUAAGUCUCAGAUUAAAUUUUUAUUUCAUUCUUGGCUUGUGCAUAGUAAUUGAAACUUCGGAAGUGCCCUCACCAAACUUCCAAACAAUUUAUUUUGUUUUUCAAAAGAAUAACUUUAUUUAAACACACUAUUUUACCUAAAUUUCAUUUCUGAAAUUAAAUCAUCAAAAUUAUACUUUUUAAACUGUGUGUUAUAAAAUUUAACUGUGGUUGCAUUCUAGUACAUGUAGACUGCAAGUGAACAAAGUUAAGGAAAUGCUUAAAUAAAUACUAACAUUAAUAAAUUAGUAAUCUAUUGCACACUGUUCAAUUAACACACAAGCAUGUUUUUUUACUGUUUUCUUUUACAAUCUCUUCUGCAUCUAUGUGUCUAUAAGCAUCAUAACAGCAUGUGAUGUAUUGUCUCCCUUUCAGUUGGAAGGCAGUGACCGAUCAGGUAGCAACUUGUCUCUCCAGCAGAUUCGAGCUCCUUCAUCGCGGCCCCAUGACAACAACAGCUCAGGUCAAUCUCCCAACAAGGUGCCUCGCAGCCAGUCAGCCACCAGCAGCUCAAAUAAUCAGAAGCCAAGGAGAUACAGCCAGGGUGGUGAAAAUAAUGGCAAUGGUAGUAAUAAACGUUGGUGUUUUGUGACUGGACAUCACAUAUUUCAUUUAUUUCUUUUCAUAUGUAUAGUGUAACCAGCCAUGGUGCUAGUCUGUUACCUCUUUAUUUCAUGUCGUUAUUAUCACUUUCUCAUAUUUACGUGGUCACUUAACCAAAAUGAAGCAGAAACAUUGUUCCUGUAACCCAAUUAAGGGGCAACUUUAUCAAAAACACUUUGUACACUUAAAGUUUGCUUUUUAAAAUACUGCUUAAGCUUCUGUUCUUUAUUCCCAUUGACCAACAAAAAUCAUUGUUUUUUGCAUUUUAUCAUGUUCAUUACUGCAAACUUUACAUAUUUCUUGGGUUAAGUUGAAACUUAUUUUGUAACUUUUGGAAAACAAUUCCUUUAUCCUACAAUUAGGGAUGUUAUUUUCAUUUUUCUUUUAGUCUUCUUUUUAAAUUUUUAAAUCAGAUUUUUUUUUAAAGUAAUCAAUUUUUUGGGCCUUUAUUGUGGGCACUCCUUUACUGUUUUAGUGGCAAAUCUGCAAUAUCUGCUCAAUUCUGGUUUGUGUCGCAAUCUUCAAUGGAUGCUGAUUAUGUGAAUUUUAGAAAUGCACUUGGUACUUGUAAAUGGUUGCAAUCCAAUUAUUGUUCCAGAUCCUUAUGUUGGAUUGAUUGAAACUCAUUCAAUUGAAACUAUAAACUUGGCUGCAAUGACUUUUUUCCUGUGUCUGAUUUCUUUCUUUAUGAUGUUUUAGACUUAUGUCAUGUAUGAUUCUAAUUUUUCAUAUGUAUUGUUCUUCAUUCGUUUAUAAAUAAUUUGGGUGGGUUUUUUUUUUCAUUGUUGGGGCGUGGGGGUGUGUUUCUGCUAAAUUGUCGUCGGCUUUUAAUUGACUCUUAGUGAGAGUAUUAUAAAACUAAGUUCUUUUGAUGUUUCAGGGUUUUAUUUCUGACAGACAUUAAAAAAGAGAAUGUUAAUUUUCUAGGUUCAGGUAGUGUGAAUGCAUCUCAAACACAAUCAAAUUCAUCAAGAAGGCCAAACAUAGAACCUCCUGCCACAAAACAAAGUACUUUAGAAGAGAGAAUGGGAAAAGUUUCUGUAGGAAGUAGCAACAGUGGCACUCCUGUAGUGACUUCAGACUCUCCCAAGGUAAUGAUUUUAUUGAUUUUUGCUAUUAUUUUGAUUUUAGCAUUUUUAUUUUUUUUGCUGACAUACAUUUUAAUUUGUGUAGUGGUUUCAAUAAUCUCACGGGAGCUUACUGUUCAUUUGAAAUUAGGAAUUCUUGUUUUAAGUUGUUUCCUUAGUUGCCAACCCUUUUCCUUUUUUUUAAAAAGAAUUAUUAGAAAUCAUUUUGCUGAUUGUACGCCUUAAAAACACCUGCAGAAGAAAAUUGCUUAUGUUUAAUUUAACACCUUGGAACAGAAAUACAUUUGAAAAAUUUAAAAACAGAAUAAUUUGCUUGUGGCUUUCAUUUUCAAGACUAAUUAGAUCUCUAGAGAACAAAAAAGGGCAGUUCUGUGUCAGAAAAAAAUAUUAUUGAACUGAAAGGAAAUUGUUGGUGAAGAAAUCAGAGUGCUUUUUAGUGUGUUCAUUUCUGGAAAAACUGUGUUGUUUCCUAAUAUCUUUUUUGUAUGUUGCAUGUUUCUGUUAAAAAAUUCACCUAUAAAAUCACUAAAUAAUUCUUUCCUGAAUUGUUGAGGCACACCAUCUAACACAAAUUUUUUAGUAUGCAAAGUUCUGCAUUGUUUGUUUUUAAAAUCCAUAGUAGUUAGUUCAGUGGCAUGGAUAUUGACACAUAAACCGAUCUUUUCUUCUUGGUCUUGUUAUGGAUUUUUCAACAUUGUAGCUUAAAACAACACAUUCCAAAUUUGCUUUAAAUUUCGGCGCUUCCAAAAUUUGAAACAAAUACAUGUGUGAAAUGAAGCCUGCUUGUAUACUAAGAGUUGAUCAGUAUCCAAUGGUAUAUUAUAUGUCCUUCAAAUAUCAGGGAAAACAAAUACAUCAUAAAUAACACUGCAAAACAUUACACAAUACAUCCCAGCAUUAAAAUUUCAUGUCCACUUUUAGGAAACUUAAGUGUUACUUUAUCCUUGUAUCCCUUUACAUGGCCUGUCCGUUUCUCAGAUUGAAACUGGCAAGAGUACAGUCAACCAUUCUGACAGUACAGAAGCAGUUAGUUUGCUCAGCAAUAAACCCAAGAGCCCUUCCAAAAGCUCCAUAGAUUCUCCUAAGGUAUGGGGAAAACUCAUUUGGGAUGAGCGUGGAGCUCUGCUUUUGUUUCACUAUAAUUGGGCUUCAAGGUUUUGGCCACUUUUAAUGUAACAAGCAGAAUUCAUACUGUAAAUUGAUAACCAUAUAUAAUUUGUUUAUAAUCAUUCAUAGACAAUAUCUUAGAUAGCCUUUAGUAUUUUUUAUGUCGUUAAGAUGUUCAUCAACUUAUUGCUUAAAAAUUUUACGAUGCAGUUUUACUGAAAAUUUGUGAUAUUUUCAAAUCAGAAAACUUCACACACUUUAAAAAGGCACUAAAUUUGAAUGUAGUGUUCUUCAACUCUUAUGUCAUUACAAACUAAAUACUUCCAUUGAACAUUGAAAAGCAAUAAGUCUUAAAACUUCAAUACAUAAACAGCUAACAAACCUAUUCUAAAAUUUCAACAAAUGUUAAACCUUAUUAUUAAUAAAGCUUAGAUUGUUUGAAAAAAAAGUUCUUUUUAAAGUAUAUUUUAAAAGUUUUAAAUUGUGUGGCAGCUCUAAUAUAUGCAGGUGGUUGUGACCAAACAUAAUUUUGAAUAAAUACAAGGAUGUUGGGGAAAAACAUCAUAUACUUAAUGGAAAUAUGUCCAAAUAUCUAGAAUGCUUAAUCAUAUUCAAUGUAAUCCACAAUUUAAACUAUUAUUUGUUCACUAACUUCAUUUUAAUUGUUAUUUUAACAACUAAGCUAGAAUAUUUUUAUUACGUUCUAUCAAAUAAAUAAUAUAUGCUUAAAAAAUGCCUACAGCUUUAUGAAAGGUGUUAACAUAUUCCCAAAUCCCUUUCAGGGAGUGUAUGUGUGUAUAUAAAUAUAUAUUGAAGUGUUAAAAUGUCUUAGUCAAUGCUCUUGACAGAGAGACAACAGCUUUUUAAAAAAAAGUUUUGUGUAUUGAUCUAAUUAAAUUAUCAAUAUGUUACAACAGUGUUACAGCAUGAUAUUGGGUGCACAUUUUUAAUGUAAGAAAUGACAAUAAUAUAAAGUCUGCUUUGUGUUUUUUUAUUUAAAUUUAAUCAUAAUCAUGUGGACUCAAACUAAAUUUUCAGUGGCUUGGAUUUAAUUCAACCUCCUGAUUUUAUAACUUAAAUUAGCUCAAAUGACACAAUAUAAAAAAUUAGUCUCAUUUUAUAUGUUAUCCUUUAUAAUGAAUUUGCCCACGAGAUGAUUCAUUCCAAACUAUCAAAAUAUUGUACUAUCAAGUAAUAGAAACACUUAAAUCUUGGCGACAGGUAUUUCAAACAUUAAUAACUCAAUAAAUAGCAGGUUCAACUGUGUAUAUUUUCUUAUUAGAUGCAUGCCAGAAAAGGUUCAAAUCAUACCACCUCAUCAUCAAAAGAGAAUGCUGCCCCUUCCUCACGCUCAAAGACACCUCGGGGCUCAACAGAGGGCAUGAAGGUAUGGGGAUAAAAAAAAAAAAAGAACCUUCUCAUCCAUACGCCAACCUUACAGGAAUCCCUUGUAAAAUUGGAUAUCUGGGUCCCAGCCAAGUUACAGCACUUAACAAGCAUUCUCUUUUCUUAUCAAGCUGAUAGUCCAAAUACUGUGACAAAAUGGAGUCACAAAUUUGAAUGCUGCUACUAAUGAAUUACUUGUAUACUUAACUAUACUUAUAAUUAAAAAGUAGUUGACAUAACCUCAACUAAAUUACUUACAUAUCACUAAAUUUUAAACGAGUCCAUACUUUUUAAUUAAUAGCUCAUUCGCCUAUUUUAUAAACAAGUGGAAGCCUAUCAACUAUCAUUAAGGUUAUUUGUCUGUGAAAAGGUCCUCGCUACACAGAGGGAUUCCUGUAACAGAAUUUAACAGAUUUUAAACCUACUUUUAUUUUUUUUAAACUUACUCAUACACUUCCCAUUUAAUGAACAUCAAAUGCCCAUUAAUGAAUAUGGUCACACUUUUUUAUGGAUUUAUAAAUAUUAUUUAAUUUGAAUAAAAUGUCAACUUACAAUGUCCCUUUAUAAAACAUGAUAAUACAUGUAUUUUUGCUAAGAUUUAUACCAUCUCUAGGGGUUGGAAUAACACCAUGAACCCUGUUAAUGCAUUCACUACCUUAACAAUUACUGUGCUUGCCAAGAUCUUUUUUAACACUGCAUGUUAUUCAACAGUGGUUAUGGGUUACUAAUUUGUUGUUUUUUUUGCUUGCAUGUCAUUAAGCCGCACAUUUUUUCCGUUACGCUUAUGAGAGACCAAAUGAAAUAUUCUAAGACAAGACCAUUUUAUAUCCUCAUUUAAUUUUUGCACAUAAUAAUUUGAAAAGAGUUUUUAAAAUUAUAAAAAUAAUACAAAAUAAUUUUAAAGCAAUAAUAAAAUAUUAGACAUUUUGUUUAUCAAAUAUUUAAUUUUAUAUUUAUUUCUGCGAUAAAGUUUGGUAAGUUGAAAUAGAUUUUAGUAAUGCAAAGAGACCAUUUAAUUGAUCUUUUCAUGAAAUAACUUCAAAAAAUAUUUUGCUUCGAUAUAAGUAAAAUCAUUUUUACUCUUUUAAGGUGGAUAUUGUGUAACAUAAAUAUUUUAUGAAUGACUUACCUUAUGUGUUGAAAAAUAUUGGCUAUGUAAACUCUUAUCUUUUAUUACCUAGAUCACUGGACAGACUGCAAUAAGGGCAACAAUGCCCACCAGAAAGAGUAAUCACUCAGGCUCUGCAUCAUCGUCCUCAGCAACUCCUAAAACUAUCAUGAGUCAUAGUCAUAGUACAGGCAUUCCUCGUCGGAGUACAUUCAGUCCUGGAGACAACAGGGCCCAGACACCAUCAGACAAGCCAAGACCAACAAAUGGUCAGGACACCCGCAGGUUAGACAAGUUAAAAGUUAAUACAAAUGAGAUAUAAUACUAUUUUAUUUUGCAUUUUAAAAAAAGAUAGUUCACAGAGUAAUUUGUUUAAAUUGAGAAGAUGUCUUUUCAUUCUUAAAUAAUCUUGGUCGGAAAUAAUUUUUUUAUAUUAAGUUAUGUGCAAUCAUACAAUUAAAAAUAGAAAAAUAAAUAAAAGUUUUAAUAAUUUUUGUCUGUGAAAACCAGCAAUUCAAGCUCUACACCUACUGAAGUUCCAACCAGCACAAGUUCAACUCCCAACCCAUCAAUUACUCGACCCAAGGGGCACUCAAAGUCUAACAGCAUGUCUCAGUCAGCACGAGCUAAUGAGUUGCCUGUUAGUAUAACAGAUGGGGACCAGAGACCUACGUAUGUUAUGUGUUGUCUCCUACAUUAUUAAGGCUUCAUUGGUUAUAUUUUUAAUAGCUAGUGGUAUACUGACAAAAUGUAAUUUCUUGUAAUGUUACUAUUUGUACUUUUUAAGACAUUAAUUUAUUUCUAUAACAUAACUUUUAAAUCAUAUUCAGUUGGACUAAGGAUCAUCCAGUAAAAUAAUAAAACUACUAAGAAGAAGAGCUCACAUAAAAUCAAAAGUAAAAGUGAUACUUACAUUAUUUAAGACAGAGAUGUUUUCAUAAUGAAAUAUUACAAAUAAAUUGUAUAUUUAAUAAUAGGACUGCCCCAGGAAAGACUCCAGCCAUCUCUCCCGGAGUUAAACAGAAUUUAACUCGUGGUACACAGGCAAGAAACACAUUCCAUGGUCGUGAUGCAAGGAAACAAGUGGUAAAUCCUUACAAUGGGCCUGGCGGUAUGUCCCAACAUCCUACAGACUCCACCAACAUACCUGGGCAGCGCCCAUCAUUUUUCAACAGAAUCACAUCUAAGUUCAGUCGAAGGUGAGUACUUCUUACAAAAAUGAUUUUUUUUUUUACUUUAUUUAUAAUUUUAAUAAUAGGCUUUAAUAUUCUAUGAGAAAUUCAAUGUUUGAGGAGUCCUCACUUUUAUAAUUUCUUCAUUACACUUUUCUUCAUAACAGUAUAGACUGAUUACUUUUAAUUUUAAAACCCAUAAACUGAAGGGUGAUUAGUUGUUUUUUUUUUUGGCAAACUGAUUAUGGGUUUAAAAAAUUUAAAUAUGAAAUGAAAAUAAAUUAAUUUAAAAAAAUAAUAAAAUUUAGGGGUUGGUAUUUCCAUUGGUUGUGACUUUGCAUUCAUCUCUGAGAUUUCAAAAUCCGCUGUAAGUAUUUGUCACAUUUGCAGAGAUUUCCUUGAUUUACUGCCAGCUUGACUUUAAAAGAUAAUGUGAAAUAGUGCUCCAUUUUGUUUAUGUAUAUGUAUCGUGGACCUCACAGGAAAAUUUUAUAUAUGAAUAUAGCAACUUGCACACAAAAUCUUAAUUUUGCUAAGGUGAACCUGUUAAAAAAUUUGAGUUUUUUAAAAAUUCCUUUUAAAAUACUUCAAAAUAUAAAAAAAAUGAUUUUGUUUAUUUAUGAUUUUUAAAAACCUGUAUCAGGAAACUCCUGGAUUAUCCUUGGAAUCAAUGCAAUAUCUUCAAAAGCUGGGGAAAAACAUUGUUUUGCAGUGAAUGUCUUAAAUUAAAGAAAAUUAUGACCCGGACCAGCAAUUCUCAUUUAACUUCUUUCAAAAUAUUAAAUAAAAGCUGAAGUAUCUAGUAUCAGAUGAAUUCCAACUCCACCUCUGACAAACUGUGACAUUUAUUUAAGCAGAUUAAAACUCUCCAAACUUAAAUAUUUUUUUGUCAUGUCCUCGUAAAAGUUAAUAAAGAGUAAGAUAAAGAUUCAGUUAAUGUGAAAAUAUUCCCAUUUAGUAAUUAGAAGAAUUAGAAGUUAACUGCUCAGAAACUCUUGGGCAUGAUUAAAUGUAAAUGUUUUCAGGAUUUUUCUGUUACACAAGAAAAUAUGAAAAUUAAACAUAUUUGCACAACAAAAUUUCAAUUAAUCAAUAAGAAAUAGGCAACAUUUUCGGACAUGACAGAGUAAAUAAAUUUUAAUCCCAUUUAAAAAAAAUUUUAAAAUUCAAAUAACAUGUUAUGAGUUGAUUUUGUUUUUGUGAUGUUUAAAUUAAUUGCAUAACAUAUGUAUUUUGUUCUUAAUGAAUUACUGCAUGAAUAUAAUUUGCACAAUUCCUAUAAUUAAUGAAAAUUAAUUCUAAAUAUUAAAGUUUGUGCUUUAAAAUAGUUUCCCAAAUGUUAAUUAUCAUAUGUUAGUUUGACGAUGAAUGCCGUAGUUGUAGUAUAUCUUUUCAGGAUAAAAUAUUGUCUUUAUUGAGAGUUUUUUCCCCUUAAGAACUCAAGUUAGAAUUGAAAUUUAUCUCCAGGAAUAUGUUGAUAAUUUUCUGUUAAGUGAUAUUUUCUUUGCUCCUCAUCUAUCUUACUCAGUCCUGGAAUGAGGUAUUUAUUGCUGUUGUUAUCCCGCUUUAAAUAUCUGUGUAAUUUUAUUCUUAUUGAGGCUUUUAGAGGUCUCUUACAUUAAGUGUUAUUAUCUUCAGCAAAGUGAAGAUUACUUGUAAUUGUUCAUCAUCUAAGAUUUCAAUAUUUGUAGCAUUUAGUCACCUUUCCAUUUCCCUUUUAUGUUGGUUAUUUGUACUCAACUUCCUAGUCAUUGGCUUGGUUAUUUUAAUGUCUACAGUUUUUUCUAUUUGUUUAUAUUUUUCCAAUUCGAUGUUGGAAAACAAAAAAUCUAGGGAGCUUUUAUGAAAGCUUUUAGCCUUUCAAGGAAUCUUUUUCAGAGUUGGACAUUAUUAUUACCUUAUUACAUUGAAACUAUUAAUAUAUUAGUAAGCAGCAACAAAAAUAUUGGUCAUCUUAUGACAGGAUUACCAUUCACGUUUCCUUUUAAAAAAUGUAUUCAUUAAAUUUUUUUACACAUAACCCUUACCCCAAGCUGUGAGAGUUACUUAGAUUUUAUUAAGAAUACAGUCGAACCCUGAUAUGUCGAUGUUUGUGAAGUGGAACUGUCAAAUUCUCUCUUGGUAUUAGCAUUUUCUCCUCGUUUAUGUUGAUUCUUUUAUGUCGCCGAACCCUGAUAUCUCGAGCACAAAAGGCGGCCAUAUUUGCCACUUAACAUCGGUUAUCUCGAUUCCCAUGACCAGGCCUGCAAAACUCAAAAUCUAAGGCGGGGCAUAAUAAUUCAUGAAAAAUUUGUGCGGGCCAAAAGAAAAUAGGACAGUACUUGUCCUAGCCAAAAGAAAAUAGGAAAGGGGGGAGGGUGGGGGGAAUCCAUUAAGAAAAUAAUAAGAAUAAAGAAUAUUUUGUUACUUCGCGGGCCGCAAAGUGGGUGUUGGCGGGCCACUAAGUGGGUGUUGGUGGGCCGCGCCGUAUGUUGUUCAGGCCUGCCCAUAACUAAUCGCUGGCUUUUGAACUCCGCAAGGAGAAAUAGCAAACAAAUUAACAAGUUUUUCAUAAUUAAAAAUAAUUUAUUUCUCAAAAUACAGGACUUGUGUGUUUUAGAAUGAAUAUAGAAUUAAUUUAAAUAAAUCUAUUUUAAUUCGAGGUUGAAAAACACGGUUGAGUCCAUAUUAUAAAUGAUCAUGGGCAGCCAUUCACGGUCACUUGCAUUACGGCUAUGCCGUGUUAUGCCGUGUUACUAUGUUAGAGUUUCAUUCACAAGAGUUUGCCAUGUGCAAAAGCUAUUAAACCAUUGGUCAGGGAAAGCUUUAAUUAAAUAGUCAUGUGCCAAAAUUGAAAGUUCAAAAUAAGUAGUCCCUAGUGUUUUAGUAAUAAGGGGAUGCGUUGCCUUAUAUAAACUAUAUAGUUAUUGCGCAAGACACGAUCAGCAAUGUCGAAGCUUCGUCCAUAGUAGAAAUAACAACAAACUCAUACUUCAAAAUUCUUAGCUCAAAAAGUAGUAAAGUUAAAAAGUAGGUUCUGUUUGGUUUUUUUAAUUUGAAAUUUGCUCUAAAUAACUAAUUUUAUUGAUGCACAUCAUGUACUUAAAGAAAUUUCAAGCACAUGUUAAUAUUUUGUCCCCAUAUUGGUUUUCGAUUAUCUCGAUCAUCGGUUAUCUCGAUGCUUUUCGGCAAACCCCGAGGCCGUCUACCAAAUGAGAAGCAAACAAAAACUCAACAAAUUAACAUAUUUCACUUGAUAGCUAAAGGAAAGGGCCAAGUUAACAAACAUGCAUAUCUUAAAACAUUUCAAAGAGAUAAUUUUGCACUUUCAAAUUUUUUAUUUAAUUUAUUAUUUUAUUACAUUAUAUUUUUUUGGUUGCCCUUUUUAUUCCUAUUCAAACCUAACCAAAACACAGUACAUUAUUCUCAUACUUCAUCUACAAUCCUCUGGUAACAAAACUGUGUCAUAACUCAUUAAAUUGGUCCGUCAUGUAUUAUAUUGACUUUAAAAAAAUUAAGAAUCUUAUUUACCCCAUUUAUACAUUUAGUAUAUUAUAAAAUUAUAUUUAUUGAUAGUAACUAACUCUUCACUGCUGAAAUAUUCUUAACUAGGGCUUUACUGGGUGCAUUUUUUUAAACCGGGUCCGGGUUUUUUGAGAAAUAGGCCUACAGUCUACCUAUCUACCAGCCUUUAAAACAAUAGUCAUACAGACAGUCCUACACCAUACCCUCCUACCCUCGGCCUUUUAUUGAUUAAUAUAAUAGUGGUAUCCCACUAAAGAAGUUCUUUUUAACCUGAGUUCACAAGUCAUGCAUGAGAGCCUUUUUUCCAUCUACCCCCCCCCCCCUUUCUUUUUUUUCUCCAUCCCUUUUGCCUGUUAGGUUUGGAAAUAGGCAAAUAUUUCACUUGAAUAGAGUUGUGGCCUUUUAUUGAUUAAUAUAAUAGGGGUAUCCCACUAAAGAAGUUCUUUUUAACCUGAGUUCACAAGUCAUGCAUGAGAGCCUUUUUUCCAUCUACCCCCCCCCCCUUUCUUUUUUUUCUCCAUCCCUUUUGCCUGUUAGGUUUGGAAAUAGGCAAAUAUUUCACUUGAAUAGAGUUGCUUUUGCUCCAUAUGAAUUUACUACUUCUGAUUUAAUAAGCUGAUGUUUUUGAGUUCAGCAAUUAGAAAAAUAUUGGUUGCCUUUGAAAAAUUCAAAUAGUUUCUCAAAGCCCUUCAGACAAUUGCCUUGCCUUUUGAUAGCCAACAAAGUUAUGAAGUAGCAAACAUUCUAAAAUGGUCCACCAUGGAGACUGCAUACUUUUAUUGUAUUUACUUUAAUUAUGCCAGUGAUAAAUGGCUCAUGCAUGACAUCACCAUCACAACAACCAGAUGUCAAUAAUGCAUAAUGCAAUGAAUUGCACAGUUUUUUUUAACAAACAAGAUAUGGUAACAUCCAGUAGUUAUUAAAAUUCAAACGUAGCACCAUCGGCGUACAUAUAUAAUUUAUAUUUGAAAAAUCAAAUGACUGUGUUGUCUGAAUUUUUUUUUUACAUUAAUUUGGUCUAUUUUUCAAUAAAGAUGAUCAAAAUAGUCAUCUUUAUAUAUCAAUUUGAAUUUCAAAAAUUGUUUCAUAUUUAAUUCACCACCCACCCCACUCCCAAACUUACAUCCACAGCCUUCUAGUACUGUCCACUUCGAUAACCACUAUUCUAAAUUAUUAUAGACAAAUAGUUUUAUUCAACCAUUACAUUCAAUCAAAAGUACUUUUUAAAAAAUUUAAUUCAUUUUUAACCUUUCUAGUAUAAUUUUGUUUACAUUUUUUUCAUUAUUUUUUUAUGUAAUUAAGUUUUCAGGUACAAAAUAAAGACAAAAAUGACGAAAUUAAAUAUUGAAUUUUAAAAAUAUGUCAAGGCAAUGCUCAAAUAAAUUGUUCAGAAAAUUUAAAUAUUUAACUCUUUCCUUCCGGAAUGAUUUUCCAAAUUCUGACGGAAUUAUCUAUUUUGCGUUUUUGUUGCGCACUACUAUGUUGUCUCUAAACCUUCAUAACUUUUUUGUUUUUCAUCAGAAAGUGCUAAGUUUGGUAUGGAAUUAAAGGGGAAUGCAUGUUUUUUACAGACAAUACAGACUUAGUUUUAAAUUGUAAUAAAUAUAUGUGGUUUUGAUUUAUGGAAAAUAAAAAUUGUUUAAACUUGGCGAAUUUUCGCUAAGCGCUCAUUCCAAGUCACACAAAGAGAAAUAUGUAAUCCAAAGUUUAACAAAAAUUUAAUUUUUUUCUGAACUAUAUCCAUAUGUGCAUCAAAAAUAAUAAAGAUCAACUUUAAAAAAAAUAACACCAGAGCACAUCCAUUGUCACCAUCACACACAAUUUUGCGAGAAAAAAAAUGUAACUAUUUCCACUGGAAACAAUUUGUUGCUAUUAUAAAAUAUUUGCACUGUAUUCUUGUAUGUACUAACAUUUAUUAUGGUAAAUGGAACAUUUGCCAUACAUUUAUCAUAUCUUUUCAUCUGGGUUUAGCUAUGGUAAUUAUAAAAAAACAAUGCAUAUUGAUGUGCACUUUAGCUGGGGGCGGGGCUGGUUGUUCAUCAGCUGAUGAAUUACCAAUUUCAUUAUUUUGUCACUAGUACUACUAAUACUAGUACUAGGAUUAUAAUCAUACUAUUCAACAGAAUCAGCUUCUAUAUUUGAAAUCAUAAAAUCACUGUCUGAAUCAUCAUCGGAUUAAUAUUUUCAACCUUUAUUAGAUCGAUCACAAGAUGGGUCAAGUCAAGAUUUCAUGUUUGUCAACAAAUAUAAAAUGGACAAUGUAAACAACCACUUCAAACACUUCGAUCUUUGCAAAACCUCUUUCAAACACUGAAAAACCAGACGUUUAUACAAAGGGAAAUCAUUCUAGAAUUUAUUUAAAAUAACUAAAAACCAAUAGCUAAGAAAAGAACCGAAAUAAACAGGUUUUUAUACAUCGACUAUGGGAGCGUUGACCCGGAGGGAAAGAGUUAAGUGUAAAAAAAAUGUGUGCAAUUAUUGAUUUUCAUCAUCCCCCAACUCUUCUGCAUUUUAUUUUGUUGGAUUUCACUUCGUUUCCCAAAGCAAGACAAGCAAAAUUAAUAAAUUAUAUUAUUGUUUUCAUAUCUAAAUUAAGCUGGUUACCUUUUAUUCUUGAUUGUGUUAUAAAUGAAUCAAUAUUUUAACCUCUCUAUGUCAAUAAAUUAUGACUUUUAUAUACAGUCUCACUUUAAUGUUACCUUAAAAACAUACAUUUUAUACCAUUUAUAUAUUUUUGGGCGUUAUUCCAGCAAAAAGUUGCCAAAUUUUUGUUUCUAUAUAGGGCCAAAGGCAAAAAGAAAAGUAAAUUUGUUUGAUUCCAAUAAUUAAUUAUUUGUAAUGUUGUAUUACAAUAGUAAAGUAACAAGUUCUACCAUUUCAGAAAGCAGCAAAUAUUGUAUGCUUGCAUGAUAUGCUAUUUCCACUUUACUAUACAUGUAAAAGGAACAUUUAUUCAAUCAGCAUCAGAGUAACAGCUUAUCCUCUCUCAAAAUUCUUAAUUUGAAGGGGGAACAAUUUUCUGAAAAUACAUUUUACAAAGUUUAUUAUCCAACAGGGCUGUGUCUCUACAUUAUAAACUUUUUUUUUUACCCAUGAUAGUUUAAAUAUUGUAAUUUUUUACCAUUUACUGAUACCUUGAAGUGCACCUCAGGCCCCUGGUUGAGAACCUCUGCUUUACUCUCAUUUAGUCUUAUCAUUUUUUUUUAAAUCUUUAAAACUGCAUUUUAUUUGCUCCUUUUGUGUGUUUUAGAGAUAUUAAAAUUAUUGUACACACGCAUGAUAAAAGUUACACAUUACAAAUUAGGGCUGUGUUAAUCUAUAUAUUUUCUGUCCCUCCAUGCCCCCUCUUAGUGGUGAUAUCCAUAGCCAUUUUUUUUACUAGCAUGGUUUUGUUCUUAAAAUUCUGUUAAAUAACAAAUAACAUAGAAAUUGUCAAAUGUUGCUUCUCUACCUCCACUCACUUGAUGUCUUUCUCUUUCCCCCAAUGCCAACUAUUAAAUUUCAGACCUGAUGGUGGAUUGCAGAGCUCCUCUCCCCAUGCAUAUGCCAGCGGGAGGGCCUCGGCCCUGUCACCGUGAGUACUUGAGCAAAUUAAAAUCUUUCCCAAGAACUGAUCAGCUGAUCCCAUUCAGAAGCUGGCAUUUAUGAAGCUGUCAACCUGCCUUCAAUCUAUUUUUCUGAAUCUCAUACACUUUUGCACCCUGCAUUUUGCAAAGAUCUGAAAAGGAUAAUGUCACUUUAAGUUUUAAAAAGAACUUUUAUUGUCCCAUUGUAAUUAUUUUAAAAUCUUAUUAAAGUUUUUAUGUUUUAAGUUUGCUCAAAUUAAAAGUAAGUUGACAUUUAUAAGUUGAUGUGUUUCAGCAUGUUUAAUACUAGAUCUCAUUUGGUUAACUGCAUUUGUAUUCAGCACAGUUAAUAAAUUAUGAAGUUUUUAAACACUAUAAGUAAUAUAUUAUUAUAGUAUGUAUACACAUAAUUAAACAGUAAUAUUGUUUUACUUUUUAUUUGAAUAAAUAUGCAGUGACACUCUUUUUUUUUAUUUGUUGCUUUUGGCUGCCUUACUAAUUGUAUGCUUGCUUUUACAUACACCCAACCCCCUUUUAAACUAUUAGGCACUGUGUUAAUCAUUAGAAAGUUCUGUUAACAUGCUCUUGCUUAUACAAUUGUAGUCGACUUUCAGGUGUCCAUAUGUUUGUUUUACAUGAGAGGCUCAAUCAUUGGUUUUGCAGUGAGCUUCAAAAGUUAUAUCAUUGAGCUUUUUUCCUUUAUUUUGAGGGAUGGAUAAUGCUAAUGACUUUGCCUUUUUCAGCUUUCUCGUUUCUGUUCAGAGAUUAUCGGUACUGCAAUUCGAACUUGUCCUUUAUUAUAUAUUUACACAUAGACUUAUGCACUGUCAUAUUACUUAAGCAUUUGAUUUUGAUUUAUCAUUCCCAUUCUUGUAUUAGGAACUUAAGGAAAACAAAGAUAUUUUAUUAGAUCUGCCUUUAGUUCAUGUUCAGAUCUACCAACUAUUCACAAACUCAUAUUCAUCUAGUCAACAUUCUCAAGCAUAGAGUAGGCUUAAGUUUUGCCACAAAUGCAUCAGAUUUAUUUUUUCUUAAAUGGCCAUUAUUAUUUUUGUGUGUUAUAUUUAUCAAAGAAUAGUGUUGAAGACCAUGAGUCCCUUUAAAAAAUGAAUAUGCUUUUUAGAAAGACUUGAUAUCCUGCUUUGUAAACAUAGAUCUAGAAAGAUUGUCUUGUUUUUCAUCACUACCCAUGUCCUCUACCAUGUCUUUCAUAUUGUUUAUAGAUCCUUGAAAAGUCCUAAACAUAUCUUUUUUUUUUUUCCAUAGCUUUUGUUCCCAUUAUUAUUAGAUUGAUUUCUUUUACUGGUCCACUGCUUCAGCUUCACGCUUGGUUCGGGUGUCACUGCCAAUAGCUGUUUUUGUUUCUAAUUUGCAGCCACGUUUUUCGCAGGUCAAUGUCGGGGGAAACUCGGGACCCCGAAGGGGUUAAACCCAGAUCACUUCGUUUCACUUGGAGCAUGAAAACCACUAGUGCUAUGGACCCUAAUGAUAUGAUGAAAGAGAUCAGGAAGGUAUAAUUUUAUCCUCUGCUUUUACUUUUUCAUUUUUGAAUAAAGGCAAGAUAGAUUUAUUAUAUGCUUUAUUACAUGAAUAGACAAAUUUUAUAAAAAAAAACAAAUUUGAAUCUUGGUAGUUUUUGAAGAAUUGCAAAGUUUCUGAAGAAUUGCAACAAAAUGAAAUAUAUAGAUCUCUUGAUGCCUCUGUAACUUAAAUUAUACAGGGGUCGUUUGCAAAUUAUGUCACGCACCCUGUCACAAACCCCCCUCUCCCCUAGUGUCAUGUCACACCUAAAAAAAUUCAAAACAUACAUACCAUUUUCAUCAUUGAACUAUGUAUUUAUUUUAUUCUUUAACAUUUUCCCAUAAUGUUGUAUUUAGAAAACUAUGGCGUAAAACGCAAAACAACGAAAUCAUUCCUAAGCCGAAUGUAAAAUAGACACAACAGUUUUUGCUUCAGUUUUCGUUAUGUGCAGAAGUUGUGGCGACCGAGUUUCAUGGUACCUCAUAUACCUGAGUUAAUUUCAACCUCAAAAUAAUGCUUUUAAAAUUAAUUGAAUAAAGAUUUUUCAAAAUUAGACAAUUUUAGAUUAAAUUUUUUUGUGACGUCACAAAUUUUGUACCUCCCGUCACAAAGUGUCACAAAUUCCCAACACCUCUUCCACCCCUGAGCGUGACGUAAUUUGGGAACGAUCCCAUAAGAAGGGGUUGAAAGAAUCGUGACAAGAAGAAACUACCUAAGAUAACUGGCAACAUUGUAAUAAUUUGAUGGUUUGCCUUCUUGUGGAAAUGACUUUUUCAACAACCCGCCUUCAUAACUAUUUUUUAUGGGAUAUAUUUAGAUUUAAAACAUUUUCAAUAUAUGGGAAAACAUUGUAUCGGGAACUUACCGUACGGCUUUAUUUUUAGGUCAUAGCUUGGACAGUUAUAUUUGAAUGUGUAUCUGACAGUGGUCUUUCUUCUUCUUCUCAGGUUCUAGAUGUCAAUAAUUGUGACUAUGAACAAAGGGAACGCUUCCUUUUGUUAUGUGUACAUGGUGAUCCCAACACCGACAGUCUUGUUCAAUGGGAGAUGGAAGUUUGCAAACUGCCUCGUUUGUCGCUCAAUGGAGUCCGUUUCAAGCGCAUAUCAGGAACUUCAAUAGGAUUCAAGAACAUUGCAUCCAAAAUAGCAAACGAGUUAAAACUUUAACAAUUUUUAGCUUCUUAAUUCCUCUUAUUUAUGACUGUGGCAAAUAGAUUUAUAAAAUUUUCUUUUAUUGAAUAGUAGGGAAGAAGAGGGCUGUAUCAUAGAACUUUUUAGUUAACCUUAGAUAUGACUACUCAGGUUUAAUUCAUCAUUUCUUAAAUUUUUGUUGUUGUUUAUUUAAAUCAGGAGUUGCUUUAACCCUCUUGAGGCGUCUGGGCCGAUCUAUCAACCCAAAGUCAAAUGGUCGAUCUAUCCCCCAUAAUAAGAGCUUCGAGAUUGCUUGGUUGGUCUUUGCACCAACUAAUCAGAUUCCUUCUCACAUUUCUUGCUCAGCUUGCCAUUUUAUUGUCGGUUUCCAUUGACAUUAUGGUGUUAUAUUUAUUUUACCUAGUGACCCCUAUAAAUGCUUUAAAAAUAUGUGACCUUGAAAUAUGCCAAAAGGCAUAAGCAGGCCCAGGGGAAUAAUUUAUGCAGUUUUUCCCAUUAAAUCUCAUUAAAAUUUUUGUUAAGUCUCAUGUAGUCUUCAACAAUCAUAACAUUUUUUUAAAUUCUCGAAUUAAGACAUGUUCAUUCUAAGUGUAAAAUAAAAAAUUGCAUUUAUAAAUCAUGCAAAUCAGGAUAUCUCAUUUCUAUAAAUGUAGAGAUUUCAGUUUGAUUCAUAAAGAUCGAAUUUGUUCAUUCAAUCCUUACGACAGGCCUGCACAACAUAUGGCCAGCAAAGUAACGAAAUAUUCUUUAUUCUUCUUAUUUUUUUUAAUAGCUUUCCCCUCCUGUCCUAUUUUCUUUUGGCCCGCACAAGUCCUGUCCUAUUAUUUUUUUUUGCCCGCAUGCGAUUUUCAUAAGAAUUACGGCCCGCCUUACAUUUUGAGUUGUGCAGGCCUGCCCUACAAGAAUAUAGUUUUAUAUUUGUAAUUAGUUUAUUUUUAUACAUUUUUUUGCAAAGUGCAGGGUUUGUGAAAAGGCUGCAUCUGCUUGGCACUGUCUAAAAAUGAUUUCCCUCAAGAGGAUUAAAGCAAUAUAAUUACUUCUGCUUUCCUAACUUCUAAUUUUUGAGAACCAAUUUGAAGAAUUAAAUUUGUACCUUCUUUAUUUGGGCCACUACGUGCAAGUAGAUUGUUCUAAGAGAAAAUGUACAUGAAAUAUAGACUUUCAAGUACACUACAGAUAAAUAUUAAUUAGCUUUUUAAAUGGACUGACGAGGUAUUCAUUCAUAAUAGAACAGCAGUUGUUUCCUUCUUGCUGUUAACAUGACUAUUGUGGGAUUACAAUCUCACAAUACCAAUAUAUAAAUUAGAUAAAGAAGAGAUCUUUGAUACAGUUUUAAUGUCCAUGACUGUCCACUAAAAUAAAAAAAAAAAAAGCUAAUAUUAUCAGUAGUUUUUCUAAUGAAUAAAACACUUUCUAUCCAUGGCAUGGUUUUCCUUCUUGCUGUUAAAAUGACUAUUGUGGGAUUACAAUCUCACAAUACCAAUAUAUAAAUUAAAUAAAGAAGAGAUCUUUGAUACAGUUUUAAUGUCCAUGACUGUCCACUAAAAUAAAAAAAAAAAAAAGCUAAUAUUAUCAGUAGUUUUUCUAAUGAAUAAAACACUUUCUAUCCAUGGCAUGGUUUCAUAUUUAAACAAUAUUUUUAAUAUAGUUAUCCCAAUCUACUGCCAUGAUUUUCAAAUACUUUCACUGAUUAAUGAUUGCUGUUUAGUCCAUCAUAUUUUAAAAAUAUUUACUAGGCCGAAUUUGGUAGAUCCCAGGUCAAAUGAAUUUUAUGUCAUCCUUAAAAGCUACAACAUUUGUCAUCUUUUCUUUUUCUAGAUUAGAUGGCUUUAAUGAUGUUGCUUGAGAUGAGGCCUGUGAUGGAAACAGUCAGUGCCUACUGUUGGGGCUACUUCAGUUUUAGCAUUAAAUUAAAAAUGGUGGACUUAAGCUGACGGAAGGACAAAAAUUAUACAAACAUUUAAUUUAACUGUAUGCCAUCUGAACAUUUAACGGCUGUGACAUUUUAAAGCAUUCUUGGAUUGUUGUUAUUCAAACAAAAUGUUUAAGAUAAAAGAAAAGUGACCUGUAGCGAGGCAUCAGAGCUUAAGAGGAGCAAUAUUCCACAGAAAUAUGCAAACACUUGUCAAAUUCAUUAUCGGUUUUUGGAUGGAGUUAUAAUUUCUCACCACAAACUACAAAAUAUUCUAAGGAAACUGUCACUCAUGCUGUAUCUAUCUUGCCUUGAUAAUUAGAUAUUAUCAGAAUAAAGAUUAUUCUCAUAAAUUUUACAGGACAUGGUUGAUAUUUUAAAUCAAAGUAGAUCACUUAAAACUUCAGGAGAUUUUUUUUUAUUACUAAUGAAAAAAAUAUAGGUUUAGCAAUAAUUUAUAUUGGUGGUCAAAUGAUAGUUAAUGAAAUUCAUCUUUGUGUGGUGUUUUUGGACAAAUAAUAUAUUGAUGUGAAGUCUAUGGGUAAUGAAGAGUAAUUCAUUUUGACCAAUAUUUGAUCAAAAACUGCCAAAUUUUAAUGAGAUAUUUUUUCAUUGGGUCUGUCCUUUCUGAAAUUCUAGCUUCUUUCUUGGCAUCUGUGAUUAAUGUGCAUUUUUUCCAUGAGCUUGAUUGCCAACAUGCUAGAUCAAGGGUCCUCAAACUGUUUAAACAAAUGGGCCAGAACAGUGUGUCUCAUACACUGUCGUAGGCUGGGCUAUAGUUGGAAAAAAAUAUGAACAAAUUCUUACUCUAUGCACACUGCACAUAUUUCAUUUGUAUUGAAAAAAUAAUAAAAAGUAAAGUUUUUAAAUAAAAAAUAUAUCCGACAUAAACUUAAUAGUAUUUAAAGGGGGCGUGAGGACCUGCUUUUGGCUAAUGAGAUUAUCCAUUUUCAGUUCCAUAUUUGUAGCUUUUGACAAGGUACUUUAAUGGCAGUCCAGAUUUAGGACCCUUGUGCUAGAUUAAAGAUGUGUUUGAGGACCCCUGUGCUAGAUUAAAGAAGUGACUUGUUAAGAGUUAAACUUUUAGUGCACAUUUUUUUGGAUUUUUGAAUUUACACUGUGUUGUAAGCCAAUCUGAGAUGGUUUGUUCAAACCAAUGAAAUGUUACAUGUUCAUGUAUUGUAAAACCUACACCUUUGGGAGCUGUUUUUUUCCUUCACUUUUCUUUUUACUUGACAUUUUGUAUUUUGAUACAUUUGAACCUAUGUAAAUUUUGUACAAAGAAAGACAAUUAUUUCUCAUUGUACAGCUCUGAAACAACAAAAUUUAGAAUUGGUUGCAAUGUUUGAAGUUAAAUGUCAGGUUUGUAUCUUUGUCUUUUUUGUACUCUGUUGGUUCGACCUGUGAGUGUUAAUAGAUGCGUUAUUGCCAGCAUUGUACACAUAAGAAAUGUUUUGAUGGAUGUGAUAUGGUGACGCCUGUCUUGAUUUGCCUUGUCUACUCUUUGAACAACAUUCACUGCUAAAUUAAUCCUAUUUCUAAGCCCAAUAAAUGCACAGCAACCAUGUAUCGGUGAAUAGUUCAAGAGCUGUACGUUAACUCAAAUAUCUGACAUGGUUCUAAAGUAAAGGCAUUUAUUGAAUAUUGUGUUAUGAAUUAUAAUAAUUAACCUUAAAAAAUGAUAAAAGAACGAACUUGAAUGGAACAUCUACUGUAAACAUCAAAUCCGUAAUGUGCGCCAUUUCCCUUACUGUAACGGAAAAGCUUGAUAUGUACCUGUUCAGUAGUUGUCAGAGGAUCAAUUUGACCACUAAUUUGGAAUAUGCAAUCCUUUGGAGAGAAUAGAGCUAUUAUAUUUAGUGUUGAAGAGUCCUGUAUGUGGUGACUUGCAAGAGUCGUCUGUAAGUGCUAUGAAGUUGAGAACUUGGUCUAAAGAACAAAUAAACUCUGGUAAAUGAAUGAAAGCGCCAUUGUUGACCUGUAAACUUAUGUUCUCUUGUUUGUGUGCACUCAAUAUAAGUUCUGUGAGACUGGUACAGAUUGUUAAAUGAUACGCAUUAAAAUGCUUUUGUACAAAACUGACACAGCCCUUAUCUGCAAUUAUAUGCAUUAAUUGUGAUGGUCUUAAAUUUACACUGAAGUUCCAUGGCAAAGAACUACAAGCUGGGUUCAUUUAUAUAAAAAAUGUUUGAAUGUCUUGUACAAUUUGCACUUGUGUGAGUGAGUGACCUUUUCUUGUACAGUUAAUUACUAGAGGUCAUUCAACAAAUUGCUAGGAUCACUUCAAACAUUUAGAAUUAUCAUAGUUCAAUAUUUCCACAAUGUAAAUAAGAUGUCUUGUACAUAGGUAUGUUUGGCUACUUUAUGUCUGAGCCUAAGAGGCUGUCAUAUUUAGCAUGUACUGUUGUCUGUCAUAUUUAUUAUUUAACUGAAUUUGGUGGAAUAGUCUGGUAUGAUUAUCACUCGCUAAUGCGUAGCUGUCAAACAUUAGUUCCAUUGUCGUAUUAAAAAAUUGUAAACCUUGCUUCUUUAGUAAAGUUGCCAGAAUUAAAGAGAAAUACUAAUCACAAUAAAACCCAUUUAGCUUGGAGGUAUAUAAAAAAAUAAUUUGUUAAAAGUAAUUUAAUGCUAUAACUAAAUUUGACCAAAGAAGUAUCGGUACUGACUUUACUUGUUAACAUUGCAUUUUAGUUACUUUGUAGUUUAAUUUCAUUUGUUGUUAAUCAGUCAAUAUCUCUACCAUCUGAGUGUAGAGGACUUGUGUGAGCAUAAUACAGAAUACUGAAAUUGAACCUGUAGCACUUUUAUCCUCUUCUAUUUCUGCUAAGAGUAAGAAGAGCUAUUUUCAGGUUAGUUUCAAACCAUAGCUCAUUAAUAAUAUUUAAAAAUCCCAAUUGCUAUUCAUCAAAAGGAAUUACGGUAUAUUCACAUUUUCAGCUAUUCAUGAAAAUCAAUUACAAUUAUAUUCAUAUCUUCAAAAAUUUGAACCUAAAUAGGAUAUGAUAGCUUUCAAGUGACAUUUUUUAAACAAUAAAAAAAUUAUAUUUGAGGUGAGUUUGGGCUGCUUGACUGAGGUAACUCUUUCCUCCUGUUGUAUGCUUGUUUUUUGGGGGAUAAAUUUUGUGGAAAUCAGAGUAGCAAGAUUUCAUCAUUUAUUUGAACAUGUGUACAGAAAUAGAAAUAUUGCAACCCCUGUGAUUCAGCUGUUUGAUACACUCUAUAUAUCAUAGAUGGAAUAGUUGUGUAAAGUAAAAUAUAGAUUUUGUUCUCAGUUGAUCAACAAUGGGCUUUCUUCUGCUUAAUCUUAAGAGAGACACUGUCUUGGUUUAAUCUGCCAGUAUAACUGUGAAUAUUUGUAGAAUCUUCAAUCCAGGGGAUCAUCUAUCAUAUUUUUCCACUCCUAAUGCACUUCAAUUAAAUAAAAAUAUGUUUCACAUGAUCGAGUGAAUGUGUAAAUAUUAUAAAUGUAUAGGAUUGGAUACAUGAUUUUUCUUAAAGCUUAAGGGGCAGUCUGCUUUUGUGGUUAUGUGAUACUUUUUGCUGUGUGCAAAAAAAAAAAAAUAGGAAAAAUGUUUUUUUUUGGACUGUAAUGUUGAUGAAAGAGUUUGUAAGUAAGGCAGUUCUGUCAUUUUUCAUUAUGGCCACCCGUAGUGUUGUCCACUUAAUUGAAACCCAGUAAAAUGUAUGAAAAAAAAGUUCUCUUCUGUGUGUAUUGUUUUCAUCUACAAGUAAAAGAUCUUACAUAUGCCUCUCUAGCUGUUUACUCUACAUCGCAUUCAUCAGCUAGAAAAUUAAAGACAUGUUAUUUAAAGUUGCUAUGUACCAGUAGUAAAAGGUCUGGUUCUGACUUUAUUAAUUAAUGGGGACAUUAAAAUUACAAAGAACGGUUUCCAAUUAGACCUUUUAUUUUUUAUUGUGCAGGACUGCUUUAAAACUAAGCUAAGAGUGCAGAGUAUUCAUUUUAUCUAAAGUUUAUAAAAUUUAAGUUUGAUGAAGCUUUCACAUUUUAAAUUUUAUGAGCGAGAUUUUUUUGGAUGGCUAUGUUCUAAUGCACCACCAUAGUUGUGUUAAUGUAGAUUAUCAAACCUUUUUUUAAACAUUUAAAUGGACUAAAAAAAAAAAAGAACAC